Molecule: messenger RNA, 761 nt
Organism: Panicum virgatum (switchgrass)
Lineage: Eukaryota; Viridiplantae; Streptophyta; Magnoliopsida; Poales; Poaceae
Exons: 3
Coding region: 55-555 (166 amino acids)
Source: RefSeq, a predicted model, not a curated record
CGGGCUGCACGCGCGCCUGGCUGCCACGCUACUCCCCUACGCGGCGCGGCUGGCAUGGGCGCCGCUCAUGCUAGGUCACGGCGUGGCGCACGCGGGCCUCGCGUGCUGCGCGGCCAUGGCCGCCGAUGCCUUGGCGUGCGCGCUCGGGUGUGGCGCCGUGAACCCCAUCUCCGGGGACCUCGCCAAGCCCGCUCGUCGCCUCCAACUCGAUCUCUUCUGUUGUGUGCCACCGUGCGGAUGUAUCAGGUGCACCUCCUCCAACUCCCCCAGUUCCUGCUCCGGCUCAUCCCCUCCAUGUUCCCCUUCCCCUUCUCAUCCCCUCGUUCUUGCUCGGGUUCGCGUCAGAUGCGUCGGCAGCUACUCCCAUGCCGGUCUCGAGUCAAUCAGCGGUGUCUUGCCCAGGUAGCACCAAGCCUGGCUCCCAUUGAAGAUACAACAUUGGCGGCCAUUGCAGACCCUGGAUCCAGCAGCAAAGAGUAUAUUCGUGAUGCAAGCAACGUGUUCGACCGAAUGCUGGAAAGGUUCAGAUUUAUUUGCCUCAUGAUCAACAGCUGAUUCUUAUUGCUAAGCCUUAGGUGCUGGUGCUUCUUGUGCAUAAAUGUAUGCAUCUUAUGAGAUGCUGAACCGAAAAUUUAUGAUGUUGUAUGUAUGUGAUGUUAUGCUAGUUCAGAACCUAUGUUAAUUGUCACCAAAGUAGUAGCUUUGUAACUUCUUUUGGGCUGAAUUGAUCAUUUUUUCUGAUGAAUGGGCUGAAUUUUUUA